Pygocentrus nattereri (red-bellied piranha) is the source of this 1916-nucleotide messenger RNA. RefSeq names its product G protein pathway suppressor 2. The coding region runs from base 185 to 1186 and encodes 333 amino acids. The transcript has 11 exons. Gene Ontology annotation, molecular function: transcription coregulator activity. NCBI's taxonomy places the organism in Eukaryota, Metazoa, Chordata, Actinopteri, Characiformes, Serrasalmidae. Gene Ontology annotation, biological process: regulation of transcription by RNA polymerase II. The record is from RefSeq and is a predicted model, not a curated record. Gene Ontology annotation, cellular component: transcription regulator complex.
CGGAAAAAGGGUUUAACACGGGAAGAGAUCGAAGACGCAAGGAAACAAACCUGAAGUUCAAGCGAAAAGCUGAAAGAGCUCACUCUGUUCUGUGUGGUCGAAGGAGGCGAGAAAAGACAAUUUCGAAGUUUUCUUUCUUGGAGCUCAUAAGACAACGAAACUGGCACCCCCACUGCCCGUCACCAUGCCUGCUCUGCUGGAGAGACCCAAACUGUCCAACGCGAUGGCCAGAGCUCUGCACAAACACAUCAUGAGAGAGAGGGAGAGAAAAAGACAAGAAGAGGAAGAAGUAGACAAGAUGAUGGAGCAGAAGAUGAAAGAAGAAGAAGAGAGGAAACGGACAAAAGAGAUGGAAGAAAGAAUGUCCUUGGAGGAAACUAAAGAGCAGGUUCAGAAGAUGGGGGAGAAAUUGCAGGGCUUGCAGGAGGAGAAACACCAGCUAUUCCUACAACUUAAAAAAGUUCUCCAUGAAGAGGAGAAGAGACGAAGAAAGGAGCAAAGUGAUAUUACAACAUUGACCUCGGCCAGUUACCAGUCCAGUAUACCCCUGCAUUCAGGACAGCACCUGCUCAGCCUGCAAGGCAGUCCAGUGAGUCACAGCAGGCCUGGAGGUCUGUUGGCAGAUCGUGGUAAACAGUUGUUUCAGACACCUGGCAUCCCUGGCCGUCACUUCCCUGGCCAGCCUAGUUUCACUCCAGGCUCUUCUGAGCAUGGGCAGUUUUCCGGCAGCCCUGCAGUACACGACUCCUACGCUGUCUCACAGGCCCAGCACCCCUCUACCUAUGGCCCAGGUGCAUCAGUUCCCAUCAGCUUUUCCAGCAGCUCCCAGAUUAGAGGUGCAUCAGCUUUUCAGACCAUGCCAUACCUGCCACAUCAGCCGCAGGGCUACGCUGUCCACAGCCAUUUCACUUCCCCGCCAGGAUUCAUCCCCAGUGCCAGCAUUCCUCUUCAGAAGCAGUUGGAGCAUGCUAAUCAGCAGUCUGGCUUCACUGACUCGGGUACUCUGAGGCCCAUGCACCCACAGGCUCUACAUGUAAGUGCUACAGGACUUCUGUCUACACCUUCAAUGGCAGUUCAGAUUCCUACAGCAAAGGCCUCUUUUCAGAGCUCUCCUCAGUCAGCACCUCGUCAUGCCUUCCUCUCCCACCCUCAAGCCGGACAGAGAUUCUAUCAUCACAGCAAGUAACCAAGUUUGACAACCAAGGUUAUGAAAACCAAACUAUGUAAAGGUGCGGUAAAUAUAGCAAGUGACCAAAGUUGCAACGUGGAAGAUUUAUCAUCUUGGGUUAUAACUGACCUAUUCAGAAUUGAUGACAGUAACAAUAAUUCAGCUCACUGUUAAACAUGCCUAUUGAAAAACAAUUUUGAUUUGGAUGCCCUCUCACAUACUGUACAUUCAAAUUUAAUAUGGAUAGUUUUGUGGCAUUAAAAUAAGUGUAAUCAGUGAAUGCUGUUGUACUUCUGUUGAAAAGGGCUGAAAAUAUACUAAUGUGUACUAGAGGUCAGGGUGCAAAACUGAAGAAAUGUGUAGAUAAUGUGUUUGAUUUGGGGAAACAUUAAUCACUGCCUUUUUUCCAGUGCUCUGUGCCAUUAGCAUCUCCUAUAAUUAGGUAUAUUUGUUUAACUGUGACUGGAUAAAGAUCACUGACUUUAGUAAUUUGUUUAACCACGAACAUUUUAAAGAUAUUGAUUUUAUCAGUUUAUUUAAAACUGAACAAAAAUAAAAUUACAGGUCUGGAGAGUGGCAGUGGUUUGUAUAUGGUUUUUUAUCCAAGUAGUUAAUAUUGACCCUUACAAUAUACUUAGGAAGUCUGAAAAUGUUACAUUUUAGAUAAGUAGCUUUUUAUUGCUCCUGAAGAGGAUGUUCAUGACCUCAUUCCAGUUGACUGUACAUUAAAAUUUUUUGCAAAACUGUA